Molecule: messenger RNA, 2653 nt
Organism: Colius striatus (speckled mousebird)
Lineage: Eukaryota; Metazoa; Chordata; Aves; Coliiformes; Coliidae
Gene: SLC29A1
Product: solute carrier family 29 member 1 (Augustine blood group)
Exons: 14
Coding region: 379-1725 (448 amino acids)
Biological process (GO): nucleoside transmembrane transport; uridine transmembrane transport
Cellular component (GO): plasma membrane
Molecular function (GO): nucleoside transmembrane transporter activity
Source: RefSeq, a predicted model, not a curated record
CAGGAAGGUUAUGUGGGAGCUGUGAGUGCCAUAAGCCUGAAGGUAGACUGGGUCUGGAGCUGCCUCUCCUUUUGCCCGUGGAGGAGUAGAGGGAGCAAGGUGAAGCAGCCAGUGGGCAGCAGGACCUGGGCCGUGUGCCAGCUUGGUACCUGACACCUCUUCUCCGCGGAUGCCACUAGAUCCACAUGGCCCCAGCCCCCCGUGACUUGAAGCGGGGCCUGACGCACGCCCCCAGGAGCAGGGCGGUGUGGCACGGGAUGGGGGGACUGCUCUGCCUUUAAAAUACUCUGAAUACGUGGCUUUCCCUGGCUCGGUCAUCCCCAGGCGGAGAACAGCCACGAGACUUGCUGAGACCUGUGCUGGCUCUUUUCACAGAAGAUGACAGCAAGAGACGGGCCCCAAGAUAGGUACAAGGGUGUCUGGCUGAUCUUUUUCAUCCUUGGUCUGGGAACGCUGCUGCCAUGGAAUUUCUUCAUGACUGCCAGAGAGUAUUUCAUCAGCCGCCUCGUGGAACCAGAAGAGAUGAGCCACUUCAGGAACCAGACUGGUGAGGCUGCCUCUUCCCCCUCCUACCUGCAGUCCAUGUUUGACAACUUCAUGACUCUCUGCGCCAUGGUGCCCCUCCUCAUCUUCACCUGCCUCAACUCCUUCAUCCACCAGCGGAUUCCCCAGCAGAUCCGCAUCUUGGGCAGCCUGGUGGCCAUUGGGCUGGUGUUUUUAGUCACUGCCAUCAUGGUGAAGGUUGCCAUGGAGCCUCUUCCCUUCUUCGUCUUUACCAUGAUCAGCAUUGUCUUCAUUAACUCCUUUGGCGCCAUCCUCCAGAGCAGCCUCUUUGGGCUGGCAGGCCUCCUGCCAGCCAGCUACACAGCUCCCAUCAUGAGCGGGCAGGGCUUGGCAGGCACCUUUGCUGCUUUGGCUAUGAUCUUCAGUAUUGCCAUUGGCGCCCAGAAGCCCGAGAGCUACAUCGGUUACUUCACCACGGCCUGUGUGGCGAUUGGGCUGGCAAUCUUCUCCUACAUCCUUCUGCCUCGCCUGGAUUUCUUCCGAUACUACUCUAUGAAGGACAAGACAGAGUACUGUGUGUACAAUGCAGAGCUGGAGACCAAGAGGGACCUGAUUAAGAAAGAUGAACCCAAUGGGAUGGAGCAGAAUAACCCAAAGAUCAUCCCUAUCCACAACCCUGACGAGAAGCCUUCAGUUGUUGCUAUUUUUAAAAAGCUCUGGGUUAUGGCUCUAUCUGUCUGCCUCGUCUUCACUGUCACCAUCGGCGUCUUUCCAUCCGUCACUGCCAAGGUGUCCACUGUCCUGGGAGAGGGAAAUAAGUGGGGUCUCUACUUCCUCCCUGUCUCCUGCUUCCUGCUCUUCAAUGUCUUUGACUGGAUCGGACGGAGUCUCACUGCCCUCUUCACAUGGCCUGGGAAGGACAGCUGGCUCCUGCCAGUGAUGGUGGCUCUCCGUGUCGUCUUUAUCCCUCUUUUCAUGCUGUGCAACGUGCAACCCCGUAACUACCUGCCUGUUGUGUUCUCUCACGACGCCUGGUACAUCAUCUUCAUGAUCUUCUUCUCCAUCUCAAAUGGCUACUUGGCCAGCCUCUGCAUGUGCUUUGGGCCCAAGAAAGUGCUUGCCCAUGAAGCAGAGACAGCUGGAGCCGUCAUGGCCUUUUUCCUGUCGCUGGGCUUGGCCCUAGGAGCUGCUGUCUCCUUUCUGUUCCGAAUUCUCAUCUAGCAGAGGCACCCAGGGGAUGCAGGGACACCGAGAGAUGGCUCCGCAUCCUCCUCUGAGGCCCUGGAUGCCUCAGGGCCGUGGGGAGAUAACACCUCAUGCCUGCCCCUGCCAAAUCACACUGCCACAGCAGACGUUACAUCCAGGGACGGUUCCACUCCUGCAGGGCUGGCCUGGCUCCUGCCAUGCUCGGCUGUGUGAUGCCUUCAGGCCUAUGUGCCUUUUCCUUCCCUGUGCUCUGUGUGUGUGUGUUGUGUGUGUGUUGUGUGUGUGUUGUGUGUGUGUGUGUAAGACCCCUGGCAAUCUCUCAGAGGUCCAGCUGCCUCCUAUGCUGUGUAAUUUCCCCAGCUCAAGGCCAAAAGCCAUUCUCAGCUUCUUUCUCUGUCAGAGUUGAAGGCUGAUAUCCAGUGUUAUUCCCUCUCUUGUCCUUGUCUCCAAGGCGCCUAGGGACUUGCUCUCCUCUCCUUCCAAGAGUCCUGGAAACAUCCCACACAGCUUCUGCUGGUGAUACUUGCAAAUAGGGAGGAGAAUCCCAGCCACCAUUGCCAUUCCCACUCUGCUGGGCCACGUCCUCCUGCCCAGCAGUGUACUAGGGGCAUAGACAGUCAUGUCCCACCCACGUAAAGAGCCAAGACCAUGGCUAUGCUGAAUGAGGGGGUCUCCACACUCCACCUUGCCCUCUCUCCUGGCCCUUGUUCCCUACUAUUGUGUGAUUCUGCCAUUGUUUUCUUUCUGGUUGUGACAGGAGGCUUCACAGUGUAUAGACUGCCAAGAGGAGAGACAACAACUCCCUUCCCCACUCACUCCUGACUGCCUUCCCUGCCCACCUGUGCUGCAGGGGGAGGACUGACCUCUCCCUUGGCUUUCCCAUGCCUCCUCUGUACCCAAGUGUCUGUACAGUUGCCAUUUUCUAUAAAAAGACUGAAACAUC